Electrophorus electricus (electric eel) is the source of this 3461-nucleotide messenger RNA. It is a transcript of the gene cnn1b, whose product is annotated as calponin 1, basic, smooth muscle, b. Gene Ontology annotation, molecular function: actin filament binding. NCBI's taxonomy places the organism in Eukaryota, Metazoa, Chordata, Actinopteri, Gymnotiformes, Gymnotidae. Gene Ontology annotation, biological process: actomyosin structure organization; actin filament organization. Gene Ontology annotation, cellular component: actin cytoskeleton. The record is from RefSeq and is a predicted model, not a curated record.
AUUGGGAAAAGUAUUACGAUGUGCUGCGAACUUUCUAAUAUAGAGAUAACGGAAUAGGAUAUAAAACAACGAAAUACGCCGAUAUCAGCACCGGAGUCAACAUUUACAACCGAUAACUACUGGAGAAUUCUAUUCUUCAAACUGUUAGCUAAGUUCCUGUUUACGCAUUUUCCAUAAUUUAGAUCGACUUUGACAAAAUACAAUGGCACAACACUUCAGAAGCGGUCCAGCGUUCGGGCUUUCUGCUGAGGUGAAAAGCAAGCUGGCCCAGAAAUAUGAUCCACACAAGGAGGAGGAGCUCCGGCUUUGGAUCCAGGAUGUGACUGGCCGCAAGGUUCCAGACAGCUUCAUGGAAGGCCUUAAAGAUGGCGUUAUCCUCUGCGAACUCAUCAACACCCUCCAGCCCGGCUCUGUGAAAAAAAUCAACAACUCUACUCAAAACUGGCAUCAGCUGGAGAACAUUGGUAAUUUUGUACGUGCCAUUCAAGAGUAUGGCCUAAAGCCGCAUGACAUCUUUGAGGCAAACGACCUGUUUGAGAACGUCAACCACACUCAGGUUCAGAGCACUCUGAUUGCCCUGGCUGGGAUGGCUAAAUCCAAAGGCAUCUCCAGUAAAUAUGAUGUUGGGGUGAAGUAUGCAGAGAAACAGCAGCGCAGGUUUGCCCCGGAAAAGAUGAAGGAGGGCCGUAAUGUGAUUGGUCUGCAGAUGGGUACCAAUAAGUUUGCCAGUCAGAAGGGUAUGACAUCAUAUGGUACACGGCGUCAUCUCUAUGAUCCUAAGGCUGGCAUGGAGAAUCCUGUGGACCAAUCAACAAUUAGUCUGCAGAUGGGAACCAACAAAGGAGCCAGUCAGGCUGGCAUGACCGCUCCGGGCACCAAGCGGCAAAUCUUCGACAAGAAGCUAGACAUGGAGAGCUGUGACACAUCCACAGUCUCACUACAAAUGGGUACCAACAAAGUGGCAUCGCAGUCCGGCAUGACCGUCUAUGGUCUUCCGCGUCAGGUCUACGACAAGAAGUACUGCACCUACCCUGAAGACUAUAUGGACAACGGCCAGGAUAUGCGGGAGAUGGACGGAUACCAGUACUCUGACUAGGACGCAUGGACCACUGCCCCACACCCUGCUUUUAUCUUUGUUUGUUUUUUAUCCACCUACUUUUUUUUUUUGUAUUUUAAACGUUAUUCUGCAAGACUACCCAAACUGUUGACUAAUGUCACAGCCAUUAGCCAACACUCAAAAGUAGGUCUACAAUGGCUGAUCAGUUUUGAGAAAUUUAAGAGGAAUUUUUGCAGUUAAUUAUUGUUUGUUUUUUAAAUUAUUUUUCUGCCACUGGCUGUUCCUGCUUUUCACUCAAUAGUUGUUUUUUUUCCCUGUCCUGGGUGUAGCAGCCUGCUGUCACCUCAUUUGCAUGACAUUCCGGUUUUCGCAGAGGGACUAAACUGUGCUUCAAAAAUUACAGUGCAAAAACAAAUAUGGAAUUGUAAAUGCAAUAUAUAUAUAUAUAUAUAUAUAUAACUUAGCUUGGUUUGGUUUAAGAGGAAAUAGUAGCUGCCAAAAGCACUAUUGCUGCACUUGAUCUCACAGCUCUGGCACUGAACUCUGGCUAGGAGAAAGAGAAAAGUACCAUAAGGAUGCUAUGCUACUAACCCACCACGUCACUGGAACUGCAGGAGUAGAGGGAUGUUCACUAACAGCUGACUAACAAUGGUGGCUUUUUUUUUGUUUUGUUUUUUUGAUAAAAAGUCUUACUGUGAAGUCCUAUUCCAGUUGGACACAAACUCAGACCUGCCCUGACAUUUUCAGUGCAAUUCUUCAAAGCAAGCUUGCUCUUCCUUCUUUUAGUGUCUGAGGGUGGCUCAUUGAUGAAUAACAGCCAUGAGGCUUUUGUCAAGUGAAAAAUCUAAAGGUGUGGAACAUUACCAGGGGAAUGUAUGCUGCUUCAGUAUUGCAUGGCUUUUGGAGGUGCAAAGGUCAGGGUUGUUUUCAUUACAGCUAUUUAUUGCCAAAAUCCCACUCUGUGCCUUGUAGAACAAAUUUCUCUUAUCUCUUUACCUACAGUAAUAUGCAUAACAUGGUAGUGAUUAACAAGAACAACAAGAUCUGUUUGACUUGUGUAUUUAAAAGAACCCAAUAUGGGUUAGAGAGAAUGAGACUGAAAUAUGCUUCCAAUUUUACUACAGACAAGCGGAUUGGCCCUUUUUAGAGGGGAGAAUGGCACUUGGGCAGACAUCAUAAAUGAAAGACCAGAUGCACAUAAGCCAUGUAAUUGCUAACUACUUUGGCCCAUUACAGUUAAAUCCUAUCCAAAGAGAAAAGGUGGUAAAAUUCUUACAUGAAGCUAGAGAAGAGUUUUGCUGCAUUUACGUUAACUUGGAAUUCACAAAUCCACUCUUAAAAGGCAAGUAGCAAAAGAGCUCAAUGAUUAGAGCCUAAAUAUAUGCACCAACAGCAGCAAGAUCUGAUUGUUUUAUGACUAUGGCUCAGAGAUUGUAAUUACUAUGAAGAAUACUAAGAAGGAAACCUUUAAGGAAAAGCCAUUUGAAAACUGUCAUGGAACAGUAAGAACUAUUUUGAGGUUCUGGUCCUGAAGUCACCAUGCCAUCUGAUGGGAAGUAGCACUGACUACAGAAACCAUCUUGUGUGAUAUCCAUCCAUACAUAAAACAAUGAAAGGCACCAUUUGUUUUCAUUUUAAAUGAGCAGGACAAAUGCUAGUACUCAGAAGUAAUUUUAAAAAACUGUUUUUUUGCUCAGUCAUUGUGUAUUCCAGAGUGCCAUCUAGUGGUCCUUACUUAUCUAAUACAACAAAGUUCAGUGAUGGUGUCAUUGUCAACUGAUAUGUGUCUUUAUGAGAUUUAUUAUAUACUUCCCUUCCCAUGACAUAGCUGGCACAGUACCUUAUUUUAAAGCAAAAUAUUCUACCAAAGUAUGCUUAUAUCAAGCAACCUAUAAGCAUAACAUGUUAUGCCUAAGAACAUGAAAGUAGCCACAUAUUUCCCUUCAUAUUUAAGUAAAUAUGUGAACACUUCCAAACUAAGAUUCAGAGACUCUUGACCAAUAGAAAGUGAGAAUUACUUCGUGAUUUAAAUGUUUAGCUACUGUGCGCUUAACUCAACGCUUCAGCAGAAUAUUAUUUGAGUACUCUUUAUUUAUGUGGCUUACCAUCAACAGCUGGGCAAGUGAAAGAUCAUUAAACUACACCAUUUUCAAAUCAGUGCCUGUUUCAUUUUUCCCCCAUAAGAGUGCAACAUUAAUGUUCAAGAAGGACCUGAACAUACUACAGUACAGAUCCUUCAAUCUAUUGAAUACACACAUUCCCCAUUUUCUGGAAAGGAUUACACAGAGAACAGUUAAUCUGUUUUUUUUUUUAAAUAAAAAAAAUUUCCACUGCAUGAAAUCUCUAUUCUUCAUUCCUUUCUACGGCAAGAUUUCAUUAAAUCAAUGUUUGCAACAAGGAUAUG